AUGCGAGUUGCGUAUCUCUUUGCGUGUCUCGUCCUCCCGCUCUUGGCCGCUGCUCAGUCUUCCUCGCAGCAGUCCUCACAGACACAGCAAUCCUCCCAAGUAUCGCAGUCCUCAUCGCAGUCCUCAUCGCAGUCUGCAUCUCAAUCCGGAGGCUCCCAAUCCGGACAGUCCUCACAAUCCUCACAAUCCUCCCAAUCCCUCGUCGUCUCUACAUCCAUUUCCACCGGCUAUUUGGUCACCAGCGGCGUCACCCACUCAUUCACCCAAACCCAGGUUGUCACCCUGACUCCGUCUGGCAAUAGUUCUUCGCAGACAACGGGAGCAGGGAACUCUACAGGCAGUGCAUCCUCGACAGCUCCGAUGUCGACUGCGCCGACGAGCAUCAAUGGAGGUGGCAGUGGAGCCCCCAACGGCGCCCCAAGCCCAGGUGAAACGGGACCCAGCGGAAUAUAUGGGCCGAACGACGGAUACGUCUCAGCGGCUCUUGCAUUGCAUAUAAACGUGGUGCUUACAAUAUUGGUGGGGGUUGCGAUGGGUGGUAGCCUGGUUCUGCUAGAGACACUCUUUGCAUGA
Messenger RNA from Sparassis crispa, 573 nucleotides. RefSeq lists its product as hypothetical. The transcript has 3 exons. NCBI's taxonomy places the organism in Eukaryota, Fungi, Basidiomycota, Agaricomycetes, Polyporales, Sparassidaceae. The record is from RefSeq and is a predicted model, not a curated record. Bases 1 to 573 code for a protein of 190 amino acids.